Molecule: messenger RNA, 2597 nt
Organism: Alosa alosa (allis shad)
Lineage: Eukaryota; Metazoa; Chordata; Actinopteri; Clupeiformes; Clupeidae
Product: butyrophilin subfamily 3 member A3-like
Exons: 20
Coding region: 42-2597 (851 amino acids)
Molecular function (GO): protein binding
Source: RefSeq, a predicted model, not a curated record
UGAUUGACUGCCGCCGACGAUUGGUAAUAAAACAAAAAAACAUGGGAUUCAAAUUAGAAUGCUUUCAGUGGAAAAGGGCUAUGGCAGUAACCUGGAUGUGUCUCAUUGUGCUUGCCACAUGCAGAGAAACCACUGCAGAUGGAUUUGCAGUGCAAACUCCACAGAAGUCCGUCUCAGCUCAGCACGGAGCCUCCGUCACUCUGCCCUGUGGAAUCUCUCCAGCCACCAGUGCAGUGGAUCUGGAGUUGCGCUGGCACCGACCCGAUGGGUUCAACACCCCGGUUCUGUUCUACAGGAACAAAGCGGUACAGCCUGUAGAACCUCAGUACAGGGGCAGAGUGUCUCUGAUAGGGCACCUGGAGAAGGGGAACGUGUCCCUGAGACUGGAGAACCUCACGCUGGCAGACAGAGGAGAGUAUGUGUGCUACAUCAAGAGUCCUGUAUGGUAUGACACAGCUACAGUAAACCUGACUGUAAGAGUCAUGGGGUCUGCACUGGACCUCUCUAUAGCUGAGACAGGUGAAGGACAGGUAAAUGUCACCUGUGCAUCAGGUGGUUGGUGCCCAGAGCCUGAGCUCACCUGGACAGAUGGAGAGGGGAGAGUUCUAUCUGCACACCUCAGAGAGCUUUCUGCAGAUGAUGCUGGUUUGGUGGGAGUGAGUUCCUGGCUGCUCUACUCUUCCUCUGAGUCAGAGUGGCUCUCCUGCUCUGUGGGUGUGUCUGAUCAGGAGAGGAGAGAGGGUCGGAUCUUACCGUACAUUUCCAGAGGACAGACUACAGACAGAACAGGCCAGUCUGGUGGUUGGAUUGCUGCCUUCGUUAUCACUCUCCUGCUCUUGUUGACACUACUGAUUGGGAUGUUUAUCCUGUACAGAAAAGGUUUAAUCCAGUAUCCUGUGACUUCAACACCACCAGAUGGAGAGAGGCCCACAUGUGCUGGGGCAGAAGAGUCUUUACCACUUAAAGAUAAAAUGGAAGGGAAGCUGAAAACUGCAGACAAAGAAACAAACACAGCAGUGACAGAAUGGGCAGAGAAGGACACAAACACGAAUGAUUCCAUCCUUCUGACACCAGAAUGGGACUUAUUGAAAUCACAUACAGUUAAGAACAUCAGUCUGGACAAUAGCACUGUCCCUCCUUUUCUGGAGGUGAGAGAUUUAAAAAGAAACACAGAAGUGACGUGUCCUGAUCCUCUGAAAGCCCAGGGCCAUGGGAACAAGUUUCCCCAUGUUCUGUGUAAGGAGAAAUUCAGAUCAGGAAAGCACUGCUGGGGGGUGAAGAUUUGGGAAGAAGGAAAAAAUAUUGAAGCUAAGAUUGACUCUGACAAAAUAAUUCAACAGAAGCAGUCGUGGUAUGUGGGGGUGUGCAGUGACACAGCAGAAGCCCGAACACACAGAGUCCCUUUAACCCAAAAGAAUGGCUUCUGGGUUCUUCAGUAUGAGAAAGGAACUGGACUCUUUGCCAACUCUGACCCUCCAACUCCAGUGCAGGUGGCAACAAUGUUUAGAAGGCUGGGAAUGUUUCUGGACUGUGACAAACACACUCUGUCCUUUUACAAUGUGGACACUAAAUUACACUUGUGCACCUUUGAGAAUGUGAGAGCUGCCAAUGUCAACCCUAAAUCACAGUGCACCUCUAAGAAUGAGAGACCUCCCAACAGCCUGAUUCCUCUGAUUAGUCCUGGAGUCAGAGACUCUUUGGUCAUGAAGAUACGUGCAGAUGUGGAUAAACUAAAGGGUGGUUGGACUGCUGCCUUCGUUAUCACUCUGCUGCUCUUGUUGACACUACUGAUUGGGAUGUUUAUCCUGUACAGAAAAGGUUUAAUCCAGUAUCCUGUGACUUCAACACCACCAGAUGGAGAGAGGCCCACAUGUGCUGGGGCAGAAGAGUCUUUACCACUUAAAGAUAAAAUGGAAGGGAAGCUGAAAACUGCAGACAAAGAAACAAACACAGCAGUGACAGAAUGGGCAGAGAAGGACACAAACACGAAUGAUUCCAUCCUUCUGACACCAGUUAAGAACAUCAGUCUGGACAAUAGCACUGUCCCUCCUUUUCUGGAGGUGAGAGAUUUAAAAAGAAACACAGAAGUGACGUGUCCUGAUCCUCUGAAAGCCCAGGGCCAUGGGAACAAGUUUCCCCAUGUUCUGUGUAAGGAGAAAUUCAGAUCAGGAAAGCACUGCUGGGGGGUGAAGAUUUGGGAAGAAGGAAAAAAUAUUGAAGCUAAGAUUGACUCUGACAAAAUAAUUCAACAGAAGCAGUCGUGGUAUGUGGGGGUGUGCAGUGACACAGCAGAGCGAACACACAGAGUCCCUUUAACCCAAAAGAAUGGCUUCUGGGUUCUUCAGUAUGAGAAAGGAACUGGACUCUUUGCCAACUCUGACCCUCCAACUCCAGUGCAGGUGGCAACAAUGUUUAGAAGGCUGGGAAUGUUUCUGGACUGUGACAAACACACUCUGUCCUUUUACAAUGUGGACACUAAAUUACACUUGUGCACCUUUGAGAAUGUGAGAGCUGCCAAUGUCAACCCUAAAUCACAGUGCACCUCUAAGAAUGAGAGACCUCCCAACAGCCUGAUUCCUCUGAUUAGUCCUGAUUAG